Molecule: messenger RNA, 3384 nt
Organism: Suhomyces tanzawaensis NRRL Y-17324
Lineage: Eukaryota; Fungi; Ascomycota; Pichiomycetes; Serinales; Debaryomycetaceae
Exons: 1
Coding region: 1-3384 (1127 amino acids)
Source: RefSeq, a predicted model, not a curated record
AUGGGCUUCUCCAUCCUUCACAACCGGUCGCUAGACGAUUCCUCCUUGAUCGAUAGACGAACACGCUCAACCUCUCCCUCCAAGAACAGGCACUCGCUCCCUCCCACCUUCUUCGACAUGAGACUCCCUCACAUGCCCAUCGCCAACGACGAGGACAUCCGCUCUGCCACCUCGUCGUCGUCGUCCAACCUCUCCCAGGAGCACUUGAAGCAGUUGAGCAAGUCCCCAGUGUCGAAACGCCUCCAUGUGGCCACCACAGGCGACACCAACAAGUACGUGAUUCCCAUUCCCUUCACCUUGAGCUUGCCGCCAAAGUUGAGUCAGAAAAACAUCCAGCACGACUUGGAAAAACGCUCGAGGUCGGCGUCUCCCGUCCGCUCCCCUGCCUCCUCCAGACACUCGUCACCCCCCAAGAGCCCGUCGCCUUCACGGUCCAUGUCCCCUUGUCGUCGCCAAACCAAGUUGGUGUACACCAGCACUGGCUACAAGAAGUUGGAGUCGCUGUCGGACGAGGACGAGCUCACCCAGGACUCCAUCAACAAACGUAUUGCAUUCAAUCGCCGUCCCCCUCCACUCCCGGCAAAGAAAGGCAAGGCCCUGAAGAUCACCUUCCAACCCCACUCUGACGAAUUGAGCAUCAUCGAAGAGGCCUCCAACAGCGGAGCCAGUUCAAGACAGUCCAGUGUCAAAAGUAAGCCUGACGACCAACGCUCCCUCCCACCACCACCUAUAGAAAAAGAGCAACAGCCAAUUAUUGCGCCACUGGUGCCUGUUCCAGCUCAAAAGCCCAAACCAUUCCUCACCAACGUUCGUAUCAUGACUACUCCCAAUCCACGAGCUUCUCCGGUUACCUCGAUUCCAAAGACCAAGACUGAACUCAACCUCAGGACCUUGCAAAUGCAGGGUGGCCCUACAAAGGGUGCGGAGUUGAAAAUCCACAAGCGGUCGUUCAGUGACGAGUCCUUCGUGUCUUCUAUAAGCUCCUUCAGCUCGGUGGGCGACAUAAUGAGCUUCAGUAAGCAUCCAAUUCAGUACAGGAACCUGGAGACUUCUCCUGUGGUGAGGAGGUUGAACGAGCUGCGUGGCAUACAAGCAAACGACAAUGAUAGAAUCGUUUCCACGUCGUCCACUGUCAGCAAGACAUCCGAUGGAAGUGUGGCCUCUUGGGACUCUUUGCAGUCGUCCAUUGAUAUCAAGAGCACAGAUACAAAGAAGCAAAGGAUGCCCGAAAAGCUAGAAAGGAAGAUUUCACUCAAACCAAAGGCCAGACUGAAACAGUUACCUCCCACUCCACAGUCAGACGAUGACUGGGAAGACGGCUCUAGUGAAGAGGAAGUAAGCGAAAUCACGAAAGACAGUUUUGACAAGGAUGGGAUCACUUCAACAACAAUUACUGAGACAGAAGAUGAGGACACCAGUAUGAGUAGAGGUAGUUCCGAGGAUAACGAGGAUGCAGAAACCUUCCAAAUUAAUUAUUCUAAAGAAUCCGAGGAAGUUGAACCACUCAGAAUUAGCAGAGCAUCUACAUUAACUGGGUCUGACGGGCUUGCUGGUCCUCACAAAUUGCAGAAACUGCCCGUUGACGAGCAGACCAUCUACGAUUUCUACCUCGACGAUAUUGCCAGUAUUUCAACUGCAAAGUAUUCCGAGAUCACUACUUUUCCUGAUGAGAAGCAAACUACGCCUGAUUUUGACAACAGCGGCGCUGGAAGGAGAUUCAGCUUUCCUAAUAACAGGAAAAAUGUUACAAACAGCAAGGCUAUACAACAGCAGAAGUUAUCAGGCAAUUCUUUGAAGUCAAGCAGAUCAAGGACAAGCUUUAUGUCAAAAUCUGGCCAAAUUGAAAUUCCAGAUCUUGAAACUGAUUCUUAUUCUGCAAAGGUCUCUUACUUCUCUUACAAUACCAAAUCUGCUAACGAUUCUGAAUCAGACACUUCUGCAUCUAAUUCUACUGGUACAGAAGACGAGGAAUCCCAAUUGGAGCCUAUUGGUUAUCCCAGUAAAGCAGCACAGAAUGCCGCAAAAGAGCAUUUCAAGUCCAUGUACAACGCGACUGGGGACGAGGACUCGGAUACUGAUAUUGAAUCCACCAAGUUUUCAUUGUAUGCUCUGCGUCAACAAGCCAAGUCCACUCCUAAUUUGAAAGCCAACAGAAACAAGGAGCUUCCCCCAAUUGAAGGUUUGGGUGCGCCUGCUGAAACUACCAACAUUCCAAUUGCUUCACCUCCAAGGAGACAUCAGCGUCACAAAUCGAUGUACAAUAUCGAUUUCGAAUACAGAGAAUCUGGAUCCGAUUUUGGUAAAGAAAUAACUCAUAAAAAAUCCAAGAGUACUGAUUUAAGCAAUUUGAGUACUCCUACGUCUGGCACUCAUGACCAAAAGGCUGGAAAUGAUGGAAUAUUGGCAGAGGAGUCCCCUGAGUCGCUAGAUAUCGUGAUUGCUGAUCCUCCUUCUCAAGUUCAAUACGAGGUUGAUUUCAAGGAGGCUGAUUCCAACGAUGGUCAUGAAUCCUACGAUCAAAGUCCUAACUACACGAAUGAGGUGUACAGAAGUGCUACCAUUCAUUCAUUCCCGCAUCGCCAUGUUGACGACCUCAGCAACCAGAUGCAUAACUUGAAAAUGGGUCACACUAACCCUAGAUCUGCUCCGGGAUCAAGAAGUGUGGAAGAAGCAUCCUAUUCUUCGAAGUCGAGCUUCCAGAGUAGCAACUCGGCUGGACAGUCAAGCUUGACUUCUAUUUCAGACAAUGAGAGCGUUGUCAUUGACUUGACAAAGGACAAUUAUGAUAUCUGUAUGGUUAAUCGUCAGGAUUCAAUCCAUUCUUAUAAAUCAGUCACAGAAAGAACAAAAGACGGAAAGGAGGUUGAAGUUGUGUUGGUCGACGAAGACGAAGAUGACUUACUCAGUUUGUAUUCAAAGUAUCGUAACGAUUCCUGGGUAUUCAGAACUAGUUCAACUUCUUCGAGAUCUUCUAAUUUCAGUGCUGCAUCUUUUGACAGCAACACUCCAUCCGAAUCUCAGCUUUCGUUGAAGCAAAGACCAGAAAUGAUAAAAAGGUUCCAAUCAACGAACAGCAUUAGAGUGCCGGGAGAUAUUGCUCAAGAUUUGGGUAGAAAAAGAUCGAACAUCUCUGAGGCUUCGUCUCACUUGAGUGCUAAUUACAACUCUAGAAGAAUCCAGCCACCAAUAAAUGGAUUGAAUAAGAUUUACUCAAGGAAAGGCGCAGAGCCUGUAUUUGAGAAACCAAGUGUGAGGCCAAGCUACACUGACUCCAGCAAGCGUCACACCGUUCAUACAAUGGAUUCCAAUUACUUUGAUUACACAUCUGGUGACAAGUAUGACUUUAACACUUUUAUGAAGCAGCAAUCGUCUAAUCAGAUCUAA